Nicotiana attenuata is the source of this 1186-nucleotide messenger RNA. Its product is annotated as 1-aminocyclopropane-1-carboxylate oxidase homolog 1-like. NCBI's taxonomy places the organism in Eukaryota, Viridiplantae, Streptophyta, Magnoliopsida, Solanales, Solanaceae. The record is from RefSeq and is a predicted model, not a curated record. The transcript has 4 exons. The coding region runs from base 1 to 1095 and encodes 364 amino acids.
AUGAAACUAGCAAACACUCUAUUUGAACUAGUGUCAGAGGCUCUUGAUCUCAAACCAAAUCACCUCAAGGAUAUGGGUUGUACCGAGGGGCUUUUUGCUAUAGGCCAUUAUUAUCCAGCAUGCCCGCAACCAGAACUUACCCUAGGCACCAGUAAGCAUGCUGAUAGCAGCUUCCUCACUGUGCUUCUCCAAGACAAUAUUGGCGGCCUCCAAGUUGUACAUCAAAACCAUUGGGUAAAUGUUCCCCCUACUCCAGGAGCUCUCGUUGUCAAUAUUAGUGAUCUUCUUCAGCCUAUCAUCAGGAUUCCUAGUCAUGUUAUGGAGGAAAUGAAAGAUGGGGUUAUCAGGUUCUUUGAACAAGAUACUGUGGUGAAGAAGCAAUGGUAUUCGCGAGAUUUCACAAAAAUGUUUAUAUUUCAUAGCAACUUUGAUCUGUUUAGAGCACCAGUAACCAACUGGAGGGACACUUUUUUUUCCACAGUAGCUCCUAUACCUCCCAACCUUGAAGAAUUUCCCUCUGUCUGCAGGGAUAUUCUCUUUGAGUACACAAACCAAGUGAUGAAACUAGCAUACACUAUAUUUGAACUAUUGUCUGAGGCUCUUGGCCUCAAACCAAAUCACCUCAACGGUAUGGGCUGUAGCGAGGGGCUUAUGGCUUUAGGCAAUUAUUAUCCAGCAUGCCCACAACCAGAACUUACUCUAGGAUCUGGGAAGCAUGCUGACAGUAACUUCCUCACCGUGCUUCUCCAAGACAAUAUUGGCGGUCUCCAAGUUCUACAUCAAAACCAUUGGGUAGAUGUUCCCCCUACUCCCGGAGCUCUCGUGGUCAAUAUUGGAGAUCUUUUUCAGCUUAUAUCAAAUGACAAGUUCAAAAGUGUUGAACAUAUAGUACUGGCAAAUAAGGUUGGUCCAAGGAUAUCAAUGGCAUGCUUUUGCACGACAAGUUUUCUUCCAACAGAAAGGUUAUAUGGACCUAUCCAGGAGUUGAUAUCAGAACAUAAUCCUCGAAAGUAUAAGGAAACCACAAUUAAGGAGUACACUACUAGUAACAAAGGGCUGGAUGACACUUCUGCUCUGUUGCAUUUUAGACUUUAGAUUAAAUAGUUGAGCCAUUAUUGGCCUCAAUCUAAGGGGUGUGUUAGAGUAAUUCUGAAGAUGAAAGAUAUUGUGGCAAAUAAGGUUUGUA